AACUUUGAAAUCUAAAAUAAGGACUAAACUGCUUUUCAUCAUUUACUUUUCUGCCCUUUGAGAUGCCAGAAGCAAUUUCCUCUUGAAGCGGACUUCCUUUCUGGAAUGAUUUUCGUCUCCAACCAUGCUGAGGCUCUUUUCUCAUUCUUUCAUUCUGACUAACUUGCUUUUUUUUUCCUCUGACUUACUGCUGCAUUUGAGUAGUACUACUGGAGAUCUUGCCAUGGGGUGCGGACUGAGAAAGCUGGAAGACCCAGAUGAUAGCAGCCCUGGAAAAAUUUUUUCUACAUUGAAGAGACCACAAGUUGAAACAAAGACGGAUUCUGCUUAUGAAUAUGUAUUGCUGGAUUUUACUUUAGAAGCUUCCUCAAAUCCUGAAGUUAUCAAAAUCAGUUCUGUGUUGGAUAUAGCAUCUAAGGUGGAAGAAUAUUACGACGAAGGAUAUGUUGUAGGAGCUAUUCAUCCUAUUCUACUGCCAAUUGGAUGUAGAAGGAAUUUCCCUGCAAGUCAUAUGUAUCGGGUGGUACUUUCAAGAUUAAAAUUAAGCCAGAAGCAUGCAGCACCCAGAGAACAAAGGCACCCCAGGCUGGUGAUUGAGGAAUGUCCUUUAACGUAUGAAAUGACAAAUGAGGUAGUGAAAGAACUUUUAGAAAAGGUUAAUGAAGCAGCUAAAAGAGGAAAGAAGUUUGUGGGCUUUGUAACACAACAUUUUCCUCAACCUAAAGCCUGUAAUGGAACAAGCACAGAUGGAAGUGCAGAGCUGGAAUCAACACUAGGCAGAAGACACAGGGAACCCAGAAGAAUACUUUCUGAUGAAGACUACAAAAACUGGAAUGAAAGGUCACUGUGUGGUCACUCUAUUGAGAGUGGGAAUGAAAAAGAAAUGCAAGCAGAGAGUGGACUGUUACAGGAUGCAGAUUUCCAGUUUGGAAAAGGUCCUAUUAAGCCACAAGAAGGAGACGACAAGCUGUAUACAGUCUUCAAUGUUUUUGAUGAUGACUCUACCUGCUGGACCUAUCAUGAGGGCAUCUUGUCCAUGAAAGUAACAAGAAAGGGACCAGUUAUUAGUACACUGGAAGCAGACUGGCUAGAACUAACUACAUUUUAUUAUAAACAAGGAUUGUCCUUAACUGAUUCUUUUGUACACUGGGAAACUUCUAAAGGUGAUUAUUUGCCCAAAUCUUUAGAAGGAAUACUUAUCUACGAAGAAGAAGGUGCUGGGGUUCCAGGUUCUAACAGGAAAGGAAAUGAUGCAAUAGUAGUUGAACAAUGGACAGUUAUUGAGGGGUGUGAAAUUAAAACAGAUUACGGACCUUUAUUGCACACACUGGCUGAGUUUGGAUGGCUCCUGACCUGUGUCCUGCCUACACCUAUUGUACGACAUGACAGUGAAGGAAACCUGGCCACAAAGCAAGUUGUUUUUCUUCAGAGACCUGUUAUAUGGAAUUCUGCUGUCCAGAUGCCAGAGAAGAAAUCCUUAAGGCAAGUUAUUGGGGAGGAAAAAAGCAAAGUUGGUAGCAGAAGUGUUGGAUUAGACACAGCUACUUCUCGCCCUGUAGAAAUUGGACAACCACCUGAUGAGUUUCAUCUGUCUCCUAAACAAUGUUGGAUCAAGGAGGCCUCCUCCCAGUAUGGAGGCUUUCCCGGAUUCAGUAGCAGUGAUGGAUUAUUAAGGGAACUGGAUGAUGGACAAUUUGACCAGGAAGAUGGAGUCACUCAGGUCACAUGUAUGUGAUGAAGUAAGUAACUGCAUCAGAUGGACAUGUACAUAAUUCACCCAAAUGUAAAACAAACCAAGUCCAUGCUACUUUAAAUGCAUUGAUAUAAUCCUGUGACUUUUCCCAGACUCAUUUUGUAUUUUCGUCUGUUGUGUUAACCCUACUGUAGUAAUAAUACUACUGGCAAA
Cygnus olor (mute swan) is the source of this 1906-nucleotide messenger RNA. It is a transcript of the gene RFTN2, whose product is annotated as raftlin family member 2. The record is from RefSeq and is a predicted model, not a curated record. NCBI's taxonomy places the organism in Eukaryota, Metazoa, Chordata, Aves, Anseriformes, Anatidae.